Molecule: messenger RNA, 2166 nt
Organism: Pungitius pungitius (ninespine stickleback)
Lineage: Eukaryota; Metazoa; Chordata; Actinopteri; Perciformes; Gasterosteidae
Product: peroxisomal succinyl-coenzyme A thioesterase-like
Exons: 11
Coding region: 279-1670 (463 amino acids)
Biological process (GO): acyl-CoA metabolic process; fatty acid metabolic process
Molecular function (GO): fatty acyl-CoA hydrolase activity
Source: RefSeq, a predicted model, not a curated record
UCCAUAGGGAAGAGAGAGAUUCCGUAAGUUUUGUUGCUAGCCUUCGACCAGCCUUUAGCUUGACAGUGCGGUUCCGGCAGCGCAGCCAGAAUGACGCGUCGCCCUCGCUGCUCGAAGGCGCCAUCUUGUGUCCUGCGUGUGUCCUCGGCGCGGGGCAUGUCGCCGUGGGGGAGGCUCAAAAGGCCGAAGUCCACUCGAGAAGUGGAGCUCGGUGGUUCGAUGCUCACAGAUUCACUCACGCCGCUUCGCCCGCGGACCCCCGGACGGGUCGAACACCAAUGGACACGACACGAGGAAGCCCCGAGGUGUGCGCUCCCUCUGCGGCCGCAGCAGACGCGCUGCUCACGGUCAGGAUGGACAGGAAGCAGCGCUGCGUGAAGCUCUCGGUCCAGCCGUCCAGAGGACUCAUGGACGAGAAGUUCCUCGUCCUGGUCCAGAACGUCCUCCCUGGUUUCCAGCUGACCGUCUACGCCUUCUACAGGUGUGAUGAUGGUCACAGCUGGGAGGCGUUCGCUCACUACACCGCCAACGCCAGCGGGACUGUCAACGUUUCAGAGGACCACAGUCUGGGGGGGACGUACUCUGGGGUUGAACCGAUGGGUCUCAUGUGGAGCCUCAGACCAGUUCCAGGAAGCAAACCUGGACUCAGGAUGAGGAAGAUGAACGUCCAGACUCCCAUGGAGGUCACGAUCUCGGUGUACCGGGGUCACCUGACGGGGGGCUUUGUGGACCAGGUGCCGCUGGCCGGCGUGGUGGUGGAGCGCUGGUACAUGGCCCCCGGCGUCCGCAGGGUCCCGGUUACGGAGGGGGGACUCACAGCGACCCUCUUCCUCCCCUCAGGACCGGGUCCGUUCCCGGGCCUCCUGGACCUGUGGGGGGGUGGGGGGAAGUUGGUGGAGUAUCGGGCGGCACUGCUGGCCUCCCACGGCAUCGCCUCCCUGGCCCUCGACUACCUGACCCCCCAAAUCACCAAGGAAACGGGCAAGAUGGUGGAUAACCGUUAUUUUGAGGCGGCCUACAGAUUCCUGGAGCAGCACCCUCAGGUCCUCGGCAGCAGGAUCGGCAUCUUGGGACUUUCCUUCGGCACCAGCAUCGCCUUGAAAAUGGCGGUUUACUCCCCAGUGUUUAAGCUCAGGUGUGCAGUGUGUAUCAGUGGGAGUCAUGUGCAGCCGAUCGAAGGAUCUGUGCAACAAAUAAUGACUUCGUUUCACAAGAACGCUGAUAAGACUCGAUUCAACGAGGAACAUCAGGUGAUCUGGAGAGAUCUGCUGCUGCCCAUCCCCACCGACCCCUCCCUCAAAGUGGAGGUGGGACGUCUGAGGUGUCCUCUGCUGCUGGUCGUGGGCGAGGACGAUCAGAACUGGCCCGCCCACGAGUCGGCUGUGGACGUGAAGGAGAUGAUGCAGCGGGCCGGCAACGACCACCUGCUGACUGUCCUGUCGUACCCCGACGCAGGUCACCUGAUCGAACCUCCCUUCACGCCGUUCGCCCGCGCCAGCAGCUACAAGAUCCUGGGCCCCGCCCCUCAGACGUUGAUGGUUCUGUGGGGCGGAGAGACUGUGGCACAUUCCCGCGCUCAGGAGGACGCCUGGAGGAAGACGCUGGUCUUUCUGAGGGAGAAUCUGUACGGCGGCACGAACCCCGGAGCCACUUCCUCCUCCCACCUGUGACCAGGUCGGCUCCUUUUGAUUCUGGAGCCUCUGCCUGUGGCUCCGGAAGCACUGACCCACUUCAUCGCUCCUCAGACAUGAUGUUAAGAGGACACGCUUUGAUUGACACCAAACGUUAAAUCAGCCCAAAUGAUGAAUAAAUACAUAUAUCAGUGCAUAUAGCACUCAUCCUAAUCAUGAACACAAAGUGCUUUAGGAGAAUUAAACCACAAAGUUCAGAUGUCUUUCAUAGAAUACGUUCAGAGGUUUGGAAUCGCUCUUUUGACUCAAAGCAUCCAGAGAAAUUCUGUCUACUGGGAUAGAAGAUGGAGAUGAUCAAAAAAGACAGGGAACCAUUUAUUUUAUUCUCUAUUGUGUCAUGUUGUACCUUCAUUACAUUAAUAACAUACUGAAUAAUGUUCCUGUUACUGAUCAUCACACCUCAAAACCCUCUGCAUCAUUUUACUGUCCAAACUGCUUGUAAUCUAUGAAAUAAUAAACUUCAAUACAAACGUGA